This is a messenger RNA of Panicum virgatum (switchgrass), 1197 nucleotides long. Its product is annotated as E3 ubiquitin-protein ligase CHIP-like. The transcript is spliced from 8 exons. Gene Ontology annotation, biological process: protein polyubiquitination; positive regulation of proteolysis; cellular response to misfolded protein. The coding region runs from base 146 to 973 and encodes 275 amino acids. The record is from RefSeq and is a predicted model, not a curated record. NCBI's taxonomy places the organism in Eukaryota, Viridiplantae, Streptophyta, Magnoliopsida, Poales, Poaceae. Gene Ontology annotation, molecular function: protein-folding chaperone binding; ubiquitin protein ligase activity. Gene Ontology annotation, cellular component: cytoplasm.
CAAUUGUUCUUCCCCUCCAUUCCGCCGCUCCCCACCAACUCGAAGCCUCCAGGCGCACGCCACAAUCCCACGCGAGCAAAUCGCGCCUCCUCCCCGCCCCCCUUCCACCGCCGGGCGAGCAGCAGGCGAGGAGGGGCCGCCGGAGAUGGCGCCGGCGCCGGCGGACGGCGGGGCGGAGUCGCAGCGGCAGGCGGACCGGCUCAAGCAGGAGGGCAACGCCUUGUUCAGGAAGGAGCGCCUCAGCGCCGCCAUCGACGCCUACACAGGGGCCAUCACUCUCUGCCCAAAUGUUGCAGUAUAUUGGACCAACCGAGCACUUUGCUAUAAGAAGCGGAGUGAGUGGGCUAAGGUUGAGGAAGAUUGUAGAAGGGCUAUCCAGCUUGACAGCCAAUCUGUUAAGGGACAUUACAUGCUUGGCCUAGCACUUGUCAACAGCCAAAGAUUAUCUGAAGGAAUCAAAGCACUGGAGAAGUCCUUGGAGCUUGGAAGGGGUGCACAUCCUGCAAGCUACAUGGUUGAGGAGAUCUGGCAAGAGCUUUCUAAAGCAAAGUACAUCGAAUGGGAAGGCUUAUCAAGAGAGAGAACCUCUCAAUUGCAAAAGCUGAAGGUAGUAUGUAAAGAAGCUCUUAGGAAUUACAACAGCCUUAGUAAUCCCGCUGCUGAUGCACCUGAAGAACAGCUAAAUGAGCUUGAGGAAGUUUUCAAGAAAGCUGCAAAGACUGAUACUCCAGCUGAAGUUCCUGACCAUCUCUGUUGCAAAAUCACACUUGAUAUCUUCAGAGAUCCAGUGAUCACCCCAAGUGGAGUUACUUAUGAGAGGGCUGUACUUCUUGACCAUCUUCAAACGGUGGGGAAGUUCGACCCCUUGACCCGUGAGGCGCUUGAACCACACCAACUAGUUCCAAAUCUUGCCAUCAAGGAAGCUGUACAUGCAUUUUUGAGCGAGCAUGGUUGGGCUUACAAGAUAAGAUGAUCGCUUUACAUAUGGGGUUGGAGGUAAUAUUAGCAAUAGAGAUUUUUGCUAUUUUGGCUUUGACAAUUGGUGGAAACAAAAUUUUACUGUUGGGGGAGAAAUUUUAACCUGGGAUGGCUGUGUACAGAUUCCUCUUCUCCAGUCCAUCUGUCUGUACAUAUGAGAUGCUUGUUAUGAUAUGAAUUUUCAACUGUACACAAUGGUGGCGAAGCAGAAUGUCUGAA